AGAUCUUAGAACAUGAUCCUCCACCUGGUGUCGUUUGUUAUCCGGUAGACGGUAGUUUCACGCGUUUUUGUGCACAAAUUAAAGGACCGAAAGAUACACCAUAUGAAGACGGUAUGUUUAAAGUUGAUGUACAAAUUCCAGCACGAUAUCCUAUGGAACCGCCAAGAAUGCAAUUCAUUACUCCAAUUUAUCAUCCAAACGUUGACGAUGUCGGACGUAUUUGUUUGGAUAUUUUAAAGAUGCCACCCAAUGGUUCAUGGAAGCCUUCCUUGAAUAUUUCUACUACGUUGACUUCUUUAUGUAUUUUAAUGGCUGACCCAAACCCUGAUGAUCCACUUUUAGUUGAAAUUGCAAGCGAAUUUAAGGAAAACCGGCCCUUGUUUCUUCAAAAAGCAAAAGAAGCUACAUUGAAACAUGCUAUGGAAAAUAAAAAUUCAGGAACAUAA
Racocetra persica is the source of this 446-nucleotide messenger RNA. Lineage: Eukaryota; Fungi; Glomeromycota; Glomeromycetes; Diversisporales; Gigasporaceae. The record is from the annotation of a GenBank genome assembly.